Messenger RNA from Epinephelus moara (kelp grouper), 2190 nucleotides. RefSeq names its product fizzy/cell division cycle 20 related 1b (gene fzr1b). Gene Ontology annotation, biological process: positive regulation of ubiquitin protein ligase activity; positive regulation of anaphase-promoting complex-dependent catabolic process; anaphase-promoting complex-dependent catabolic process. Gene Ontology annotation, molecular function: anaphase-promoting complex binding; protein binding; ubiquitin ligase activator activity. Lineage: Eukaryota; Metazoa; Chordata; Actinopteri; Perciformes; Serranidae. The record is from RefSeq and is a predicted model, not a curated record. Gene Ontology annotation, cellular component: anaphase-promoting complex. The coding region runs from base 294 to 1757 and encodes 487 amino acids. The transcript has 14 exons.
AAAGAAUUUCUGCUACAGCUGAUUCGGUCGCCAUCUUUGUCGCGAACAUAAACAACACCAGUGAGUCUCGCUGUCGUUUGGAUGUAUCGCUGUUCGGGAGAAAGCGACAACAGUCUCUCCGCCGCAGCGAAGACACUUCCAGACGAAGAUGACCGUUGAUUUGGUCACCUGAGCCGCCGUGUCAGCCGGAGAUGGGGAUCCGAGGUGGAUUUCCUCAACGGGAGGGAGCGGAGGUUUAAGCGGGGGGCGGGGAGGGCAGCAGAGGGGCCUUGCUGCCCGGCAGCCCUGAGGAGAUGGACCAAGAGUACGAGAGACGGCUGCUGAGGCAAAUCAACCACCAGAACCUGCCGACAGAGGCCCGCCUGUCAAAGUGUGUGAGUGCUACCUGCAGUCCUGUCAGUGUGAAGUCAGGGGACCGCUUCAUUCCCACACGUGCUGGAAGCAACUGGAGCAUCAACUUCCACUAUGCCAAUGAGAACUGUCGCUCCCCAAGUCAGAACCAUAAAGCAAAGGAUGCCAGUUCAGACUCAAGCAAAGAUGCUGUGGCGUAUGCUGCCCUGUUGAGGAAUGAGUUACUGGGGGCAGGGAUAGAGACUGUGCCAGACCCUCACACAGAUGACCGGCGGCACGCAGUCCUCUCUCAAGACUCUCACAGCCUUUUUAGGUACACUGUCCACACGAAGAGAGUGCCUUUCGAUAGCGAUAACGAAGUCUCACCCUACUCCCUUUCUCCACUUAGUAACAAGAGUCACAAGCUGCUCCGCUCCCCUCGUAAACCAGCCCGUAAGAUCUCCAAGAUCCCGUUCAAAGUGCUGGACGCUCCAGAGCUGCAGGAUGACUUUUACCUCAACCUGGUAGACUGGUCAGCGGGCAACUUGCUCAGUGUCGGCCUGGGAGCCUGCGUCUACCUGUGGAGUGCCUGCACCAGCCAGGUGACAAGGUUAUGCGACCUUUCAGUGGAUGGGGACUCGGUUACAUCCGUUUGUUGGAAUGAGAGGGGGAGUCUUGUUGCUGUCGGAACCCACAAGGGUUACGUUCAGAUCUGGGACGCAGCAGGAGGGAGGAAGCUGACCAGCCUGGAGGGUCACUCAGCACGUGUAGGUGCCCUGGCGUGGAAUGGAGAGCAGCUGUCGUCAGGGAGUCGGGACCGAGUGAUCCUACAACGAGACGUCAGAACCCCCCCUUCAGCUGAGAGGAGGCUCCAAGGUCACAGACAAGAAGUGUGUGGUCUCAAAUGGUCUCCUGACCACCAACACCUUGCGUCCGGGGGCAACGACAACAAGUUGCUGGUGUGGAACAGCUCCAGCCUUCUCCCUGUGCAGCAGUACAGCGACCACCUGGCAGCAGUGAAGGCCAUCGCCUGGUCCCCCCACCAACACGGCCUGCUGGCAUCGGGUGGCGGCACCGCUGACCGCUGCCUGCGCUUCUGGAACACACUGACAGGUCAGGCGCUGCAGAGCACAGACACCGGCUCCCAAGUCUGCAACCUGGCAUGGUCCAAACACGCCAACGAAUUGGUGAGCACUCACGGCUACUCUCAGAACCAGAUCCUGGUGUGGAAGUAUCCGUCACUAACACAGGUGGCCAAGUUAACAGGACACUCCUACAGAGUGCUGUAUCUGGCUGUGUCACCAGAUGGGGAGGCCAUAGUUACAGGAGCAGGGGAUGAGACACUACGUUUCUGGAAUGUCUUCAGUAAGACACGCUGCACCAAGGAAUCAAAGUCAGUGCUGAACCUCUUCACAAGGAUACGAUAGUGAAAAGCCCUGGUCAGAACUGGUUUCUGGAGGAGCCUACUGAGCUGUGGUUGAAAUGCACAGUCACCAUCGACACUCACAGACUAGCCCUUAGAGCCCUCUCAUCUCAGUGCACCAAUCACCACUACGACAGUCCUCCUCAAAUCCACGUUUUCUACAGAGGAUGCAGUCACAACUUUUAACAACUGCCAUCCCUCACAGUGACAUCACUGAUUAAAAAAACUGUCAGGACAUGUUGUCUGCUUAAAUAAGUCGGUCUUGUUAUCUUUUUCUGUUGUGGAAGUGAUUAAAUUGUUUUUAUUAUAUAUUAGCAGAAGUAUACAUGUACAAGAGUUCUAAACUAUAUAAUGUAACGACGUCACAUUUUUAAAAGGCUCUCCUUUGUAACUGAGAGAAGAAGCCUGGCUCGAGUGUGUGUGUGUGUGUGUGUGUG